Messenger RNA from Cololabis saira (Pacific saury), 1154 nucleotides. RefSeq names its product arfaptin-2-like. The transcript has 8 exons. The coding region runs from base 3 to 1154 and encodes 383 amino acids. Gene Ontology annotation, biological process: regulation of Arp2/3 complex-mediated actin nucleation; intracellular protein transport. Gene Ontology annotation, molecular function: phospholipid binding; protein domain specific binding. Gene Ontology annotation, cellular component: trans-Golgi network membrane. NCBI's taxonomy places the organism in Eukaryota, Metazoa, Chordata, Actinopteri, Beloniformes, Belonidae. The record is from RefSeq and is a predicted model, not a curated record.
UCAUGAUCAGAGCUGCCACCAUGGAGAUUCCCAUCAACAGUAACGGAGACACGGAGUCAACGGAGGAACUGGAGCAGGCGGCUAAGCUGCAGUGGAGUUUAGAUGAGAGAGUAGGAAACUCCAGAGACUCCAGGGAUCUGCAGCAGGUGAUGGUUUCUGGUCCGAACCUCAACGACAGCAGCGUCGUCUCCGGGGGUUACGGGGGAGUGGAGGGAAUCAUCAGCACCGGAUCCAUCGCAGGUCCCAGCAUGCACCACAGCGGCAGCAGCUCAUCGGUGACGUCGGAGCAGCCGAGCCGCGGCGUCGCCGUAGAGAAGCUGGAGACGGUGAAGCAGUGGGGCCUCAACACCUACAAGUGUACGAAGCAGCUGCUGUCGGAGCGUUUCGGCGGCGGUUCUCGCACCGUGGACCCGGAGCUGGAGUCCCAGAUCCAGGCCCUGCGGGACACCAGGAGGAAGUACGAGAACCUGCUGCGGCUAGCGCGGGCGCUAACCAACCACUUCUACAACCUGGUGCAGACGCAGCACAACCUGGGAGACGCCUUCGCCGAGCUCAGCCAGAAGUCGCCGGAGCUGCGGGACGAGUUCGGCGUCAAUGCGGAGACGCAGAAGCUGCUCUGCAGGAACGGAGAGACGCUGCUGGGAGACGUCAACUACUUCCUGUCCAGCGUCAACACGUUGGUGAACAAAACCAUGGAGGACACGCUAGCUACAAUCAGGAGCUACGAGAACGCUAGACUGGAGUUUGACGCCUACCGGUCCGACCUGGAGGUGUUGAGUCUCGGUCCCAGGGACGCGGUUGCCAUGACGCCCAGGGACGGCGUUGCCAUGGCGCCCAGGGACGCGGUUGCCAUGGCUCCCAGGGACCCGGUUGCCAUGGCGCGUAUGGACGCCGCCCAGCAGCAGUUCCAGGUCCACAAGGAGAAGUACGAGCGUCUUCGCUCCGACGUCAUCGUCAAGCUCAAGUUCCUGGAGGAGAACAAGGUGAAGGUGAUGCACAAGCAGCUCCUCCUUUUCCACAACGCCGUCUCCUCCUACUUCGCCGGGAACCAGCAGCAACUGCAGGAAACGAUGGCGCAGUUCAACGUCCGGCUGAGGCCCCCGGGGGGGCCCGGGGGGGCCGGGGGGGGCCCGUCCUGGCUGGAGGAGCAGUGA